GAUCGGGAGAGCAGCCGAUCAUGAAGAAGACAAUAAUGAUGCUCAUGAAUGGAGAAGAGCCAAUUACAGUAAUUGCUUGAUAUAAUAGAUUAGCAUUUGUGGUAGGAUAUUCCGUAGCUUGUACAUCGUACAUGCACAGUGUCUUCCUCCAGGGCCAUUCCCUUCCUUCUACCGGUACAGCACUAGUCCUAGAACGGAAGUUAAACCAGCACCGCCACUUCCUUCUUCCUCUUCGAACAACCUCAUUCACUCCUCAAUCAUUACGAGUAUUACUACGAGUACUCUACACAGUACUUACUGACUCUACUCCUCCGUAUCUCCAAGCCCAUCAUAGCGGAGGAUUUCAUCGUUCAAUUCAACCCAAUUCAUUAUUACUCAUACUGUUCAUCAUUCAUCUGUAUGUACAUGCACUCCUCUGUACUCCGUACAAACGAUACAAUAUACAGAACACUUUGCUCCGGACUCUUCACACACCCAUCGAGAUACGAAACAACAGACAACGCUACAGUCUCGGAUCGACAUUCGUUUCAUCUUCCUCAUCUACUCUUUCCCCGCGCCCAUCUCUUUCUCUUUGCACAUCAUUCCUAUAUCGUACCCAGCCACAACAGGGAAAGCACUCGCCCUCACCUCUUACCACCUCACCUAGCUAGCUAGGCAGUCCCACUUCCGAUACUUACUUGCUCACCACACCCCGUUGCCGUUCCUCAUCGUCAUCGCCAUCGCCAUCGCCAUUAUUGCCAUCACCCUUAUUCUUAUUGCCUUCGUGCCUUCUUCUUCUCACCAGGCGAAAAAAGACAAUUCAUCAG
This is a messenger RNA of Aaosphaeria arxii CBS 175.79, 806 nucleotides long. RefSeq lists its product as uncharacterized. The transcript is spliced from 2 exons. The coding region runs from base 132 to 650 and encodes 172 amino acids. Lineage: Eukaryota; Fungi; Ascomycota; Dothideomycetes; Pleosporales. The record is from RefSeq and is a predicted model, not a curated record.